Messenger RNA from Saccharomyces cerevisiae S288C, 1773 nucleotides. RefSeq names its product Jjj1p (gene JJJ1). The coding region runs from base 1 to 1773 and encodes 590 amino acids. The transcript has a single exon. Gene Ontology annotation, cellular component: nucleus. Lineage: Eukaryota; Fungi; Ascomycota; Saccharomycetes; Saccharomycetales; Saccharomycetaceae. The record is from RefSeq and is marked reviewed.
AUGAAGACCUGCUACUAUGAGCUUUUAGGGGUCGAAACGCAUGCUUCUGAUCUUGAGUUAAAAAAAGCUUACCGUAAAAAGGCCCUACAAUAUCACCCAGAUAAAAACCCAGAUAAUGUUGAAGAAGCCACACAAAAAUUUGCUGUGAUUCGAGCCGCUUAUGAAGUACUGUCUGACCCCCAGGAAAGAGCAUGGUAUGACUCACAUAAGGAACAAAUUUUAAAUGAUACUCCACCAAGCACUGAUGAUUACUAUGAUUAUGAGGUAGACGCUACAGUCACAGGUGUCACAACUGAUGAAUUACUCUUAUUUUUUAACUCUGCUCUUUAUACUAAAAUAGACAACUCAGCUGCUGGGAUAUAUCAAAUUGCAGGAAAAAUAUUUGCCAAGUUAGCUAAAGAUGAGAUUUUAAGUGGUAAGCGACUGGGGAAAUUUUCCGAGUAUCAAGAUGAUGUAUUCGAACAGGAUAUUAAUAGUAUUGGCUAUUUGAAAGCCUGCGAUAACUUUAUUAACAAGACGGAUAAACUUUUAUAUCCUUUAUUUGGAUAUUCGCCAACGGAUUAUGAAUAUUUGAAACAUUUCUAUAAGACUUGGUCAGCGUUCAAUACCUUGAAAAGUUUUAGCUGGAAAGACGAGUACAUGUACUCUAAAAACUAUGACAGAAGAACCAAGAGGGAAGUUAAUAGAAGAAAUGAGAAGGCUAGGCAACAAGCUCGAAAUGAAUACAACAAAACCGUGAAAAGGUUUGUAGUUUUCAUAAAAAAGCUCGAUAAAAGAAUGAAAGAAGGUGCAAAAAUUGCAGAAGAACAGCGUAAACUAAAAGAACAACAGAGGAAAAAUGAGUUAAAUAACAGAAGAAAGUUUGGGAACGACAACAAUGACGAAGAAAAAUUUCAUUUACAAAGCUGGCAAACGGUAAAAGAAGAAAACUGGGAUGAACUGGAAAAGGUAUAUGAUAAUUUUGGAGAAUUCGAAAAUUCUAAGAAUGAUAAGGAAGGUGAAGUAUUGAUUUACGAGUGUUUUAUCUGCAACAAGACAUUUAAGUCGGAAAAGCAAUUGAAAAACCACAUAAACACUAAACUGCAUAAGAAAAAUAUGGAAGAGAUACGGAAAGAAAUGGAAGAGGAAAACAUAACGCUUGGGUUGGAUAAUCUCUCCGAUCUCGAGAAAUUUGAUUCAGCAGAUGAAAGUGUUAAAGAAAAAGAAGAUAUUGAUCUGCAAGCAUUGCAAGCUGAACUCGCUGAAAUUGAAAGAAAACUGGCAGAAUCGUCUUCUGAAGACGAAAGUGAAGAUGACAAUCUCAACAUAGAAAUGGAUAUAGAGGUAGAAGACGUCAGUUCGGAUGAAAAUGUACAUGUGAAUACGAAGAAUAAAAAGAAAAGAAAAAAGAAAAAAAAAGCAAAGGUUGACACAGAAACAGAGGAAUCUGAAUCGUUCGAUGAUACUAAAGACAAACGGAGUAAUGAGUUGGAUGAUCUUUUGGCAUCACUAGGAGACAAGGGCUUACAAACGGAUGACGAUGAAGAUUGGUCUACUAAAGCGAAAAAGAAAAAGGGCAAACAACCUAAAAAGAAUUCUAAAUCCACAAAAAGCACUCCGUCCUUGUCGACUCUACCGUCCUCUAUGUCUCCAACCUCCGCGAUCGAGGUGUGCACUACAUGCGGAGAAUCAUUUGAUAGUCGAAAUAAGCUAUUCAACCACGUGAAGAUAGCAGGGCAUGCGGCAGUGAAAAACGUAGUGAAAAGAAAGAAAGUCAAGACCAAAAGAAUAUAG